Molecule: messenger RNA, 3801 nt
Organism: Columba livia (rock pigeon)
Lineage: Eukaryota; Metazoa; Chordata; Aves; Columbiformes; Columbidae
Product: basic proline-rich protein-like
Exons: 2
Coding region: 14-661 (215 amino acids)
Source: RefSeq, a predicted model, not a curated record
CCCCCUGCCCCGAAUGCCCCCAGGCCCACCAGCUGCCCCCGCAGCCCAGACAGGCCGGGGGCGGCCGGACCUCAGUCCCGAGAGUCGGGACAUGAGCGCGGCACAGCAGCGAGCCCCAGGAGGCCUCCCCUCAGAGACUCCCCGCGCUGCCCCGCUCACCAUGGUGCCCAGGCCGGCCCGCCCGCCGCCGCUGCAGCCGCCCGGCCCGGCCCCGCUCCCAGCACAUAAACCUCUCCCGCUGCCCCGGCUCCCGCCCGGCGCACGCCUCGCCGCGGAGGUCACGCCAGGACCCCGGCAGCUCGAAGACCGGCCUGAGCUGCCCAAACAAAUGCCUGCGCGGACGGCGUCGCGGCGAGCGGCGCGCCUCGGCGGACACCCCCGCGCCCGCCGUUCCGCGCCCCGAGCGGGGAGGGAAAGACAGCAAGUGGGGAAACGCCUGCCGGAGCACAACCGACUCCCCGAUUUUUUGAAAGAGCCGCCUCAGGCGCUGCUCGGACAGCCGUGCCCGGGCAAGGCACUGGCGCGACCCCAGCCACGUGAUGCGGCAGGUCGCCCCAAGAUGAACUUCCCCGCUUAUACCCGCGGGGUGGCGGGAACGGUGUCCGCCGGGAAAGAAACGGGGACACGGCAGAGACUCCCAGGCGAGGCGGAUUCACAGUGACUCUGAAUCUUGCUCCACACGCAAACACCAAGGAAAACAUAAUUUAACAACAUCUCAACAACUGUCAGGGAGACUUACACGCUGACAUUCCGACUAGUUUUUUAAUUGUUCCUUUGACAUACGUGGCAGCUGAAAGAAAAACCCAGCAAAGCCCACUCAACAUGACAAUAAUGAAACAACAACGCGAACAGACUUCAAAGGAAAUCCUCUCAGAUAUCAGAGGUUGUAGCACCAGGACCAAGACAAGAUGGGCUUGACCUGUUCAUUUCAUUUUAGUCAACAAGUCUUGGGCUCCCCUGUUUAUUAAUGCUAAUUUGAUGGUGUUUGUCACAAGUUAAGGAUGGUGGAGAAGAGCGCUGUCAGCUUAAGAAAAUAACAAAUUCUAAAGGCAUUCUGUUUACGCUGUUAAUCCCGUGUUCCGGGCAGACAGAGAAAACUAAGGAAAAUUACUAAGUUCUUAGCAAAGUUACAACCAAAAAAUGUUAUUUAUUUUCUUAGUUUAGGAAUAGUGAGAGGUCAGAUGCAUUUGGAGAGCAACUGAUUUGAGACACAUUUAAUGCUUCUGAAUACAGAAGUCUCAAAAGUGUGAGGCUUUUAUUAUUAACUGAUUUUGUAUUAUAAAGUAUUUUAUAUUAUAAACUUUUAUGAAGUUACUAAUUCAUAACCUGUGCAUGGAACUCGUGGGCUUGAGAUUUCAUCACUGAUACUUUGGUGAUGAUUUCUGAAAAAUAAUCAGAAUUUGUAAAAAGCAGAGCUUUUUCAUAACUGAAACAAGAACUAUGUGUUGCUUGGCUUGAACUCUAACAAGCAUGAGUUGAGAACACUAGUAUUUUGAUUCUAGUGCUGCUUAAAGGGCGCUUAACAAAAAAGUCGUUCAAUAUUCACACAAAAACAAGGCCAGAGCUGUAAUCACCAGAUGAAAAUUGAAUUUUUGAAAUUAUUUAUAUGGGUUGAGUAGGACCUUUGCUGCGAGCAAGCUAAAGAAGAUUGGUCUGUGCAUUAUUAAGUAUAAACACUGUCUCACCUGUGCUAAUGUGUUCCCAGACCCUCUGGUCUCUCAUAUCAGGCAAGUUUUAAGGAAAUCAUUGGAGCAGACGUGUCCUUGCUGCCCAUGAUACCUGGAUACAAGGCUGGGUUAAACGGUGAACAUGUGCGCCUCAGUCUUCAGGAAACAGGCAAGGCUCCCCAAAAUGCGUACCCAUUUCUAAACUGUCAGAUGUGGCUUCUUCAGCCUUUCCAUUCUCCUUAUCCCACAUAGUUAAACUGUCUUUUCCUCCAGGUUACCAUUUCGUCCCACACAGCUAGUAUUCUUCAACCUCCAUAGGGAAAAAUCAAGACAAAUUAAACAGUAUUCUCUGAAAAUUAAACAAACAGUUUCAGAACAAAUAUGAGGCCUUGGUACUUAUUUUUAAAAUGUUCUUUAAGCUUCAAUGAUUGUUUGCUGCUACCUUUAUCUACAGUCAUGCUGGAUAAAGCUAUAGCUAAAUGGAAAGUUAAAUGUAUUAAUGAGGUGUUAAUCUCUACAUCUUAUUAUUUGCAGUCUCUCAGAGAAAGCAAAAGUAACUACAAAUAGCCCUAUGCCAGAAAGUGGUUUCUUGACCAACAACGUUGCUUCAGCAUGCAAUGAACUCGUUCACCCUAAAGUGGUCACAGUUGUUGACGACAAGAGGCUUUGUAUUUGAAUAUGUCACGUCUUUUGGUCCAUGUGAAAACAAGUUUGAAUGUUAAAUAUUUUCUUUUUGUGUAAAAUUACAUGGCAAUUAGCAUUGCCUUAAACUCUGCUUCAGGUCUAAGCAAGCGUAAGUUUUCCAGUUUUUGUUACUGUAUGUUGAAAUGACAUUAGGGGUUCAGAAAAAUUUUCUAUGUGUGAGAAGGAGUGGGACUGACAACACCGAUGAGCCCUGAGAACAUUCUUGUUACAACCUCCAUGUGCUCCUUCCUUAAGCUUGUUAUUAGAGCAGAUCACUGCCCCACCUCCUUUACAAAGAGCAUUUCCUCUGCUGUGAUUUGAGGUGAGCUGUUUCAUCGGGGGUUUAAGCGUGGUGACAGUAACGAGGCUGUGCCACGGGCCCCAUUCUGACGCCGUGGCUACACACAGGUAACAACUUUCAGCAAAGAGAGUGAGGCAAACAAUGUAAUCUUAACCAGAUUUAGCAAUAAAAUGUCUAAACAGAGUCCUCAGCUUUCAGAGUUCCUCGUGGUGUCACGGUUAAUGUGUUACCAAGGAUUGUUCGUUCUCAGUUUUGUAUCCAGCAGACGUUUAUAUUGUUGGAGCUGUAGAGGAAGCGGAACUGGGCUAUGGGACAAUUGUUUCUGCUCUCCAACACAACUACAGUUUGAAAUAACUUUGCACCCUCUCAUAUGGCAGUGAUCUUGCUCCAGACAAAGGCAGAGUCUCAGAGAGGAGGAAAACUUUUAUCAAGGACAUUCCUUUUUCCAAGUUAAGUGCUAAGGAGAUCUCAUGAUUACCUGUGAGACAGUACUGUGCUGUUGGGAAUUGGAGGGUUUCAGUGACUUCCAUCUGUCCUCAUAAUUUAAAGGGAUAAAAUAUUAUAUACGUGUUUUUGAAGAUGGUUUUUAUCUCGCAGCUUCCCACGUGGCACAAAGCCCAGUAAAUGUUCUUCUGGAAAAUGGUGCUGGAACGAGCAGUAAUGAGACGUUAGAGAUGUCUGCAAUGUAGUGUUACAGCAAGGCAAAUGAGCUGCUGAAACAAAAUGUGAAAGAGAAUAUUUAUUUUAUUAUAAGAUCAACACCAUCUACAGUCCCUAGAUGACAGGAUGAUAAACAGAAGGUAAGCUUAGAUCAACAAAGGCCAAGUCACCUAAUUUAAAAAAAAAUAUUAAAAAAUGCAGUUACUUAGCAACAUGUCAAAGCAAGUUUCGGGACAGAAUAAGAGUUCUAUUUCCGAUGGUAUGCCGGGUCAAAACACAAAAUAUGCUAGAAGUUUCCUGUGUUCUUCAGUCAAGCACAGAGAUGUAUUUUAGGAACCUGUUCAUGGGUUGGAUGAAUGUUAUUCCACAAAGGACGAACAAGAGCUGCUUGAAGAAAUUAAUAUCUAUGUCUUUUUUCCUACAUCUGCGGAAUUUCUGCUUGUUGUUUGAUCUGUGAGAAAAAAUAAAGAGUAUCUUUGCUUGCUCUGA